CUUCCAUGGCCUCACACACAAUAUUUUGUAAAAAAAAAAAAGAAGGAAAAGUUAUCGUAUCGUAUCUGGAAGGAACAGAUUAAUUGACUAGCAGUUUGAGAGAGAGAGAGAGAUGGAAGGAACAGAGGGAGAGGGCUCAGGAUCGAGCCGGUACAAUCUGAGACCGUGUCGUCUAAGCAACGAGGACAUUCUUUUCUGCAUUGACGUUGACCCCGAAUCCCUCGUCGAAAUGAAACUCAGCGGCCCUGAUGGCCGACCCGUCACUCGCUUGGACUCCAUCAAGCAAGCCAUCCUUCUCUUCAUCAACGCCAAGCUCACCAUCAAUCCCGAACAUCGCUUUGCCUUCGCCACUCUCAGCAAAUCCCCUGCUUGGCUUCGAAAAGAGUUUAGCAGUGACGUUGAGUCUGCAAGUGAAGCGUUACGGGUACUCUCAGCUACUUCAUCCUCUGGCCAAGCAGAUCUCACCAAUCUAUUUCGUGUAGCAGCACAUGAAGCAAAGAAAUCGCGAGAUAUGAAUCGUAUUCUUAGGGUGAUUCUCAUGUACUGCAGAUCAUCCACAAGACCACAAUAUCAAUGGCCUGUAAACCAGAAGUUAUUCACUUUAGAUGUCAUUUAUCUUCAUGACAAGCCCACAGCUGACAACUGCCCGCAGGAGGUCUUCGAUUCGCUUGUGGAUGCCUUGGAGCAUGUAAGCGAAUACGAAGGCUAUAUCUUUGAGAGCGGUCAGGGGUUACAGCGUGCCCUCUUCCGCCGCAUGUGUACAUUGCUAGCGCACCCUCAACAGCGUUGCGCACAGGACUACCUGGACAUACCCAAGUCUCUCGUGAAAGCAUCCCCUCCAGCAGAAGCUAUGCCUGAGGAUACUGUUCCUGUAUCAAGUCAAUGAUAAUGCCAACAAUCAGUUUGCUUAAUUAGCACAUGUAUUUUGUUGUGUUUGACCUUUUAUGUAUGUGCAAUUUGGUUGAACAAUAGAAGUGGAUGUGAGCUCUUAGGUUGAGUUAGCGACCGAGUUGAUAGUGUCAUGUAUGCAUAUAUUUUAAUAUAUGUUCUUCAUGAGGUUUUGAACUUGUUUUUGAAUCUCGCUGUGCGUAUGUGCUCUGUAGGGGUCUAAUCCUAAUUUGAAGAAGCCGAUAGCAAGUUAGCUGCGGUUGCGAGUUACCCUGGAAAGAAGGAUGCGCUAGUUGUCCGAUCGAAGGGAGUAAUUGGAUCCAAGCGUGUUGUUAGUGUACCCCUUGUAGUUAGCUCUUUGUAAGACGAAUUACAAGAUAAGAUAGUUCAUAUAGUGGGGUUAGACUAUAUUUGACGCGUAAAUGCGUUACAUUUACUUCAUUAACAUCAUCACCGAUCCGCCUGUUUUUUUUUGGCUCCAUAUUGAUCCGCGUGUUGUUCCCACAUGUAUUAUGGCUUGGUUGAUUUGUA
Morus notabilis is the source of this 1419-nucleotide messenger RNA. RefSeq lists its product as uncharacterized. Gene Ontology annotation, biological process: positive regulation of DNA repair. The transcript is spliced from 3 exons. Bases 113 to 886 code for a protein of 257 amino acids. NCBI's taxonomy places the organism in Eukaryota, Viridiplantae, Streptophyta, Magnoliopsida, Rosales, Moraceae. The record is from RefSeq and is a predicted model, not a curated record. Gene Ontology annotation, cellular component: BRISC complex; BRCA1-A complex.